This is a messenger RNA of Malurus melanocephalus (red-backed fairy wren), 2694 nucleotides long. RefSeq names its product sphingomyelin phosphodiesterase acid like 3B (gene SMPDL3B). The transcript is spliced from 7 exons. NCBI's taxonomy places the organism in Eukaryota, Metazoa, Chordata, Aves, Passeriformes, Maluridae. The record is from RefSeq and is a predicted model, not a curated record. The coding region runs from base 150 to 1556 and encodes 468 amino acids. Gene Ontology annotation, molecular function: sphingomyelin phosphodiesterase activity. Gene Ontology annotation, biological process: sphingomyelin catabolic process.
GUGGCCGAGUGCAGGCUGUGGGGUCGGGCGCAGUUUGUGGGGUCGGCCGCAGUUUGUGGGAUCGGCCGCAGGUUGUGGGGCCGGCCGCAGGUUGUGGGGCCGGCCGCAGGUGAGCCCCGUGCAGGUGGAGCAGCGCAGCGGUGUCUGCCAUGCAGUCCGUGGGUCCGUCCGUGCUGCUGCUCUUGCUGUGCCCGCUGGCCGUGGCUCUGCCCCGUGCGGGUGGCGGCCGCGGGCGGUUUUGGCAUCUCACAGACCUGCAUUGGGACCCCGGGUACGAGGCGGCGGCGGCGGCGGGACGGCCGUGCCCCUCGGGCGGCGAUCGGGCCGGACCCGCCGGGCCCUGGGGCAGCUACCUGUGCGAUGCUCCCUGGAGCCUGCUGGGCUCGGCCGCCCGGGCCAUGCGGGACCGCCUGCCCAAGCCGGACUUCGUGCUCUGGACCGGAGAUGACACUCCCCAUGUCCCCAAUGARCAGCUUGGAGAAGAAAAGGUUCUGCACAUAAUAGCAAAUCUGACUUCUCUGAUAAAAGAGACAUUUCCAGGUACGAAAGUCUACACAGCGAUGGGCAAUCAUGACUUCCACCCCAAGAAUCAGUUUCCUGGGAAGGAGCACAGGAUCUACAACCAAACAGCGGAACUGUGGCGACCCUGGCUGAGUGAGGCCUCCCUUCCUCUCUUCAGAGCAGGAGCUUUCUACAGCGAGAAGUUGCCUGGCCCAGGGACGAGGGGGCGGAUGGUUGUCCUCAACACCAACCUGUACUAUGACCAGAACAAUGAGACAGCUGGUGAGGAGGAUCCUGGGGGCCAGUUCCAGUGGCUGGAAGAAACACUGACCAAUGCCUCUAGAGCAGAUGAAAUGGUCUACAUUGUGGGCCAUGUCCCUCCUGGCUUCUUUGAGAAGACACGGGGCAAGCCCUGGUUCCGGAGGGGCUUCAACGAGCGGUACCUGGGAAUUGUKCAGAAGCACCAUGGGGUGAUUGCUGCUCAGUUCUUCGGGCACCAUCACACAGACAGCUUUCGCAUGUUCUACAGCGACACAGGUACUCCAAUCAAUGUCAUGUUCCUGGCCCCUGGAGUGACUCCCUGGAAAACAACCUUGCCUGGAGUGAAUAAUGGAGCCAACAACCCUGGGAUUCGGGUGAUCGACUAUGAUCGGGACACCCUUCAGGUCUUGGAUAUGGUGACUUACUACUUGAACCUUACUCAUGCCAACAUGAUGGCCCUACCAUGGGAGGAAGAGUUCCCAGAGUGGGAGGAAGAGUACAGGCUGACAGAAGCCUUCCAGGUCCCUGAUGGCUCCGCAUGCUCCAUGCAGACGGUGCUGGAGAGGAUCUCGAGGGAGCCACGUUACUUGCAGCUCUACUAUGAGUUUAACUCUGCCAGAUAUGAUCUGGCUCCAUGCAAGCAGGAAUGCCGUGUGGAUCACCUGUGUGCCAUCAGGGAAGUGGAUUUUACGAAGUAUGAUGAGUGUGUGAAAACCAACAGCUCUGCCUUUGCUGCMAGCAGUGUUUGGCUUUUGGUUUUCUGCGUGUUCUUAGGAUUUCUCAGUCCUCAAUGAGUGGUGUGAUGGCCAAGAGCAAGAGAAAAGGAUACACGAGAUCAUGCUACACUGCAUGUGAAUUGGUGAUUUUGUCAUUGAGAACUUGCUUGGAAACCAGAACAAAAUUGUCAGUAUGUUUACUAAAGGCUCUGUGAUGCUGAUUUGAAAUUUUCUAGACAACUUGAUGUGUGAAGGGCAAUAUUUGUGAGAGUGUUGUUGUGCCAAACUGACUUCAACGAGGAGUCUGCCUCCCAGCUGCUGGGGCAACCUCACAAAUGAGAUGAAGACCAGGCCUCCCUGUGGACAUGAACUGGAAACGGGUGAGGGGAGGGAGCUGCCACAUGUUCCAGAGGCUGCUGUCAGCAUUCCUUACAUUGGCACACACUUCUGCAAGUUUGCACAGCAGGUGACUCAAGAAGUCUUGUUGUGGUGGCCUGUUCCACAACAGCCUGUGGCUUAUGAGCAAAGCCAGGUGGGGCGGCAGUGUCUGGACUUCAGCAGCCUUUGUUGUUUCAGAGCUGAAGAUGAGGUACUGAUGAUUAUUUUCCCCUCAGCUGCUGAGCACAAAUAGCUCUCUUCUCUCUCUUCUGUGCUCUCUUCACCCACCUCCACUGAGUUCCCUCCCUCAUGUGGCCUUGGCAGCUGACCUGGCUGGUGAUUUACAGCCUUGGGUUUGCCAGCUGCUCUGAGACCYGGAGGGAAGCAGUGCACAGUGUGGUACUGCACUGCAGGUACGGCUGGAUGGGUGCAGGAUGAGUGCUCUGUGUUGUGUGAAGGUGGCUUUGUGCUCUCUCGGGGGUCUGGCAGGGGGAGGGGUUGUGCUUUUGCUGCCGGUGUUGUUAUUUGCCCCGGAGCUGCCUCAGAGCGUGUGCCGGGCAAUGCUGCGGGUGCUCCAACACACGGUUAAGGACCGGGAGCGGCCGUGGGGCUGUCGGCGCGGGCUCUGACAUUGUGGUACCUCACUGCCCAUGGGCACACAGCCCACUCCUCUCCUGGGCUGCAGGGCUCGCAGCCCCCACCCCUGCCCCUCCAGCUCUCUGUCCUAGUGGUCUUCUCUCAGGGUUAGUUUCAAGCACUAAUUGUGAUACUGGAAUGUCAGGUACCUCCUACUGCUUUAGAGUUUAUGKGACCUUUGGGAAAGGGUCACKUAACUGCA